This is a messenger RNA of Helianthus annuus (common sunflower), 3313 nucleotides long. RefSeq names its product transportin-1. The transcript is spliced from 28 exons. Gene Ontology annotation, cellular component: cytoplasm; nucleus. Lineage: Eukaryota; Viridiplantae; Streptophyta; Magnoliopsida; Asterales; Asteraceae. Gene Ontology annotation, molecular function: nuclear import signal receptor activity; small GTPase binding. Gene Ontology annotation, biological process: protein import into nucleus. The coding region runs from base 166 to 2841 and encodes 891 amino acids. The record is from RefSeq and is a predicted model, not a curated record.
CAAAAGAAAAUUACAACCCCUCAACAAAAGGGCAUAAACAGAAACCCCUGUUCAUGAUUUGAACUUCAUCAUUCUCAUUCAUUCUCCAGACUGUCAAAAAUCCAAACUUUCUUAACAAAUCACAACCCCUUUGCCACCAUCUUCAACCCCUUUUGCUCCUCCACCAUGGCGGCGGCGGCGGCGGCAGCAUGGCAGCCUCAAGAAGCAGGGUUUAAGGAGAUCUGUGGGUUACUUGAACAACAAAUUUCUCCAUCUUCUGAUAAAUCCCAGAUAUGGCAGCAGCUUCAGCACUAUUCCCAGUUCCCAGAUUUCAAUAAUUAUCUGGCUUUUAUUCUGGCUCGUGCUGAGGGAAAACCAGUGGAGGUCCGACAGGCAGCCGGAUUGCUUCUGAAAAACAAUCUAAAAACCGCGUUCAAGUCAAUGCCGGUAACAAAUCAAGAAUACAUAAAAGCCGAGCUGUUACCGUGUUUAGGAUCAGCAGAUAGACAGAUCAGAUCAACAUCUGGAACUAUCAUUAGCGCUAUUGUUGAGCUCGGUGGUGUUUUAGGAUGGCCCGAGUUGCUGCAUACCCUUGUUAAGUGCUUAGAUAGUACCGACUUAACUCAUAUGGAAGGGGCUAUGGAUGCUUUGUCUAAGAUUUGUGAGGAUGCUCCUCAAGUGCUUGAUGUGGAAAGCCCCGGCUCAUCUGAGCGACCCGUUGAUAUAUUUAUUCCAAGAUUACUUCAGUUAUUUCAAUCUCCACACGUCUCUCUUAGAAAGCUUGCUUUGGGCUCUGUAAAUCAGUUCAUUCUGUUGAUGCCACCUGUUUUGUUUAUGUCUAUGGAUACAUACCUGCAAGGUUUAUUUGUUCUUGCUAAUGAUCCAUCAUCAGAAGUACGGAAAUUGGUUUGUUCGGCUUUUGUUCAGCUAAUUGAAGUUCGUCCGUCUUUCCUUGAGCCACAUUUACGUAACGUAAUUGAAUACAUGCUACAAGUGAACAACGAUCCCGAUGAGGAAGUGUCACUUGAAGCCUGUGAAUUUUGGUCUGUGUUUUGUGAAGCACCGUUGCCACCUGAUAAUUUACGACCAUUCUUGCCACGUCUGAUUCCCGUUCUGUUGUCAAACAUGGCUUAUGCCGACGAUGAUGAGUCACUACUUGAUGCAGAGGAGGAUGGUUCUCUUCCGGAUAGAGACCAGGAUUUGAAGCCGCAUUUCCAUUCGUCACGUUUUCAUGGAUCAGAUGAUGCUGAAGAUGAUGACGAUGACAUAGUGAACAUAUGGAACCUCAGGAAGUGCAGUGCAGCUGCCUUGGAUAUGAUCUCCAAUGUGUUCGGUGACGAGAUUCUUCCGACUUUAAUGCCUUUUGUCCAAUCUAAGUUAAAUGUGUCGGAUGUCGCGAGUUGGAAAGAGAGAGAGGCUGCGGUUUUAGCUCUUGGUGCCGUAGCUGAGGGUUGCAUUAACGGUCUUUAUCCUCAUCUUUCAGACAUUGUAGCGUUCCUCAUCCCUCUAUUGGAUGAUAAAUUCCCAUUGAUACGGAGCAUUUCUUGUUGGACACUUUCACGUUUUAGCAAAUAUAUUGUUCAGGGCAUAGGUCAUCAAAAGGGACAUGAACAGUUUGAAAAAGUUCUCACAGGUUUUCUAAGAAGAAUUUUGGAUGAUAACAAGCGUGUGCAGGAGGCGGCUUGCUCGGCUUUUGCAAUUCUUGAAGAGGAAGCCGCUGACCUCUUGUCACCACGAUUAGAGAUUAUAUUACAGCACCUAAUGUGCGCUUUUGGGAAAUACCAGAGGAGGAAUCUCAGAAUCGUUUACGAUGCUAUUGGCACUUUAGCGGAUGCAGUUGGAGGAGAAUUGAAUCAGCCUAAAUACCUUGAAAUUUUGAUGCCGCCACUAAUUGCAAAGUGGCAGCAACUUUCAAAUUCCGACAAAGACCUCUUCCCACUUUUGGAGUGCUUUACAUCCAUAGCACAGGCAUUGGGUAGUGGAUUCGCGCAAUUUGCUCAACCUGUUUUCCAGAGGUGCCUAGACAUCAUUCAGAGUCAACAGCUUGCAAAGGUCGAUCCUGUUGCAGCCGGGGUUCAGUUUGACAAAGAAUUUGUGGUGUGUUCAUUGGAUCUUCUCUCCGGACUGACCGAAGGUCUUGGUAGCGGAAUAGAGAGUCUGGUUUCGCAAAGUAAUUUAAGGGAUCUCCUUCUGCAAUGUUGUUUGGAUGAUGGUUCCGAUAUCCGUCAAAGUGCAUUUGCGUUGCUUGGAGACCUUGCAAGGGUUUGUCCAAUUCAUUUGCGCCCUCGUCUACCCGAGUUUCUCGAUGUUGCUGCCAAGCAACUGAACACACCCAAACUGAAGGAAACUAUCUCCGUGGCAAAUAACGCCUGCUGGGCCAUCGGAGAAUUAGCAAUCAAGGUUAACCAAGAAAUUUCUCCGGUGGUGAUGACUGUAAUUUCAUGCUUAGUCCCAAUCUUACAACAUGCAGAGGGGUUCAAUAAGUCGCUAAUCGAAAACAGUGCCAUUACGUUGGGUAGACUUGCCUCGGUUUGUCCCGAGCUUGUAUCACCCCACAUGGAGCAUUUCAUGCAGUCAUGGUGUAUUGCUUUAUCUAUGAUUCGGGAUGAUAUUGAAAAGGAGGAUGCCUUUCGAGGUCUAUGUGCAAUGGUUAAAGCAAACCCAUCAGGGGCUUUGAGCUCGCUUGUUUUCUUAUGUAGAGCUAUUGCUAGCUGGCAUGAAAUAAGGAGUGAGGAGCUACACAAUGAAGUUUCACAGGUUCUGCUUGGUUAUAAGCAGAUGCUGAAGAACGGAGCAUGGGAGCAGUGUAUGUCGGCUUUGGAGCCACCUGUAAAAGAGAGGCUUUCAAAGUAUAACGUAUAGAUUUCAGGGGCAAAUUGGUCAUUUAGCAAAGUGUUUUCAAGCAUUCUUUCGUAGCCGUGCGUCUCAAUCUCUCUAUUAGACUCAUGUUGUGCAUUAUCCUUCAACCGAGAAAAGCCAGAUUUAGGUUUUACCCAAUGCAAUAUGCAAGAUUUACACUGCAAAUCUUCAAACAUUAUGUGAGAGAACUUCAAAUACAAAGAGGAAGAAAGUAGUUUACUUGGACAUGGAUUUUGUGUACAGGGGCUUUUUCGUCAUUAUCCACUCCUGGUCGUUUUUUUCCCGAUUUUAUUUAUUAUAUACUGUGAUUGAUACUACGCGUCUUGUUAUGACAUGUUGGUUGAUCGAUUCUGAUUCUCAUCGGGUAUGAGUUUAAAGUGACGGGUUGUAAACUUUUUAUUGAUUUUUGAUCGCUAUGUGUUUGGAUUUUGGAAGUACAAUUUGUUUAACAUGUAGUUCUUAUGUUUUGGUUACC